AUGGAGUCAAUUAUCGCUAGAUAUAUGCGACAACGGAGAGAGUUUGCAUACCUCCAACCGUCAUCAUACACCGAACGGUACCUUGAUGAUAGUCAUGGAGAUUACACAAUCAUGUAUCAGGAAGUGUUGCAGAAGGCGCACGAUUUGCACCAACCAGAACCAAUGAUUGUUUUGACUAGAAGAAGCAUAAACAGAUGCCGUGUAGAAGCGAAUGCUAGGAUGAUGCAGGACUACUUCAACCCGGGUUGCAGAUUUGGGCCUAAGCAUUUUAAGGACCUCCACGGUUUGCCCCGAGAACUAUUUCUUAGAUUAUUACCAGAAAUUUGCGCCCAAGAUGAGGACUUUCGGCAACGGAGGGAUGCUUGUAACAUUCCGGGUCACUCCCCUCAUAUGAAAAUGCUCGCUGUCAUGAAACACUUAGCGAAGGGGGUGGCGGCCGAUAGCCUUGGCGAUUACACUGGAAUGGCUGCGUCUAUAAUAUACAUGUACGUAAAAAAGUUUAUGGAUGCAUUACUUUGGCUUUUUAACGAUCGUUACAUGAGGCGCGCAACAACCAAAGAUACAAAGAGGCUAUUAGCUGAGAAUGAGGCUCGUGGAUUUCCUGGAAUGCUUGGAAGCCUCGAUUGUACCCAUUGGGAGUGGAGGUGUUGUCCUAAUGACAAAGCAGGCCGACACGUUGGACAGUAUAAGAAACCAAAUCUUGUUUUACAGGUUGUUGCAUCAUACGACAGAUGGUUCUGGCACUUCGGUUUGUUUGAUAGAGAGAAGAACGCGUUGGAUCCUCCUUGUGAUUUUCGCAUCAACGGUCACGUGUACAGACAUGGAUACUAUUUGGUUGACGGAAUUUAUAAUAAAAUGCCUGGGGUUGUUCAUGGUUAUAAGAGACGUCAGACUAUGCCGGCAAUCCAUAAGAAAUUUAAUGAAUACCACUCUGCGAAGCGGAAGGAUGUGGAGCGUGCUUUUGGGGGUCUAAAAGCCAAAUGGGGUAUAAUUAGGAAUCCUUGUCGUUACUGGUUUCCUCGUGACUUAAACACAAUUAUGAGAGCUUGUUUAAUAAUGCAUAACAUGUGUGUGGAGUAUGAAUAUCGUGAUAGGGUAUGGGCGAGGUAUGAUGGAAAAGAAGAAACACCUCUGGUACAAGGUAACGUGACUGAAGCGCGUGCUUAUUAUAAAAGCCAUGCCCGCUGGAGACACUUGCAAGCAGAUAUAACGGAGCACAUCUGGCAGCGUCAUAUUCAAGGACUGCGAGACGGAGAAGUCGGCCACGUGGAGGUGCAUGAUGCCCUCCCAAUUUCAAAUCAUGGUACCACUGAUGUGGAUGAGGACGCUGAUAUUUAUCCAAGUGAUGAUGAUAACUUUUAUCAGAACGGAGAGUAG
Messenger RNA from Papaver somniferum (opium poppy), 1377 nucleotides. RefSeq lists its product as uncharacterized. The record is from RefSeq and is a predicted model, not a curated record. The transcript is spliced from 2 exons. NCBI's taxonomy places the organism in Eukaryota, Viridiplantae, Streptophyta, Magnoliopsida, Ranunculales, Papaveraceae. Bases 1 to 1377 code for a protein of 458 amino acids.